AUGAGCGGUUAUGAGUCAGUUGGCUUUGGCGUAGAUGAUUCACUUGAGAAUGAGAGGAAUCUCGAUGAAAUCAUGGCUGAUCGAAGGGCCGCGGAAGCGGAGCUUGAUGCAAGGGAUGUGAGGUCUGGUGCAGCAGCUGGCAGGAAAUUGCCACGGAUGCUUCACGAUCAGGAUACAGAUGAGGAUAUGAAUUCAGGAGUCCAAAAAGGCACAGGGCUAGUUUUAGACCACCAAGUGGAUGAAGAACACCAAGUGAUGAUGAUGGAUCCAGUAACACGAGAAUGGACAAUUGAGGGAGGUGCACUAGUCCUUGCUGAUAGGGGCAUUUGCCUUAUUGAUGAAUUUGACAAGAUGAAUGAUCAAGAUAGGGUAAGUAUUCAUGGAGCUAUGGAGCAACAGAGUAUCAGUAUAUCAAAAGCAGGAAUUGAUAUUAUUGAUCCAUUUACAGAUGAAAUACUUGCAAGGUUUGUUGUGGAUAGUCAUGCCAGAUCCCAACCCAAGGCGGCUAACCUUGAAGACAGGGUUCCAACUGAUGUGGGUGAUGAUCCACUGGCCGCUGCAAGACAAGCUGAUCCAGAUAUACUCAGUAUGCAGAAAGCACUUCAAAAGAAUUUCCGGAAAUACAUGACAUUUAAGAAGGAUUACAAUGAGCUGCUUCUGCUCCUGCUGCGCGCACUGGUUAAGGAUGCACUGCACUUUGAAGAAAUCAUCUCAGGAUCAACCUCGCGCCUUACUCAUGUCGAGGUCAAAUGUCAAAGUGGAGGACCUGAGGAACAAGCCACAGAGGCCUCCUGGAUGAAGAGGGAUGAUCAGAUCUGA
This is a messenger RNA of Miscanthus lutarioriparius, 819 nucleotides long. NCBI's taxonomy places the organism in Eukaryota, Viridiplantae, Streptophyta, Magnoliopsida, Poales, Poaceae. The record is from the annotation of a GenBank genome assembly.